UCAGGAGCUCCCAGCCCCGGGGAGAGGUGUCAGGGGGCUGGUUCUAGAGCACUUGCAUCAACAGUGGGUCCCUUCUAUCCGCAGCUGCACAGCCCAGCUGCACCCAGACACCCCAGCAGAAGCAGGACCUCAGACCGGGCUGCUUGGCAGCGGUGCAGGCAGCAGGAAGACCAUCGCCCCGGCUGAGCAGCCCUGAUCACACUUGUCCAACCACACUGUGUCACCUACUCCUUGCCAGAGGAGUCCUGGAAGUCCUGGAAGAAGUCUUUUCACACAGUCCUCCUCAAUUUAGUAAAGAAUAGGCCCUGUCUGCUUUUGAUCUGAUGAACCAAAGCAUGCAGCAUGCAGAGCCUGAAGUGGAAUGCAUUGCCCCAUGGAUGAAAGUGAGGGAUGAUAUGUUUGUCUUUGUUGAUGGUAAAUGGGUGAAUGCGAUCUGCUGCCAGCCAUCGAUUCCUUCCCAGAAAGUCUUUAGGAAGAAGGCACAGAAUGAGUGGAGUAUCUGGGAGGAGAACAGAGCACUCUGGGAGGAAAACCAAGUCCUCCGUAUAGAAAACAGGAUGCUCUGGGAGGAAAACAAGGCUCUACAAUGUCAGCAGUCACAGAACAAAGCUGUCCAGGUUAUUUGCAGUGAUGCCAUUCAGCAAAGCAACCAGAAGGAAAAAAAGCCAUUCCCAUUCUUCCACAAGAGGAAUAUAAGCGUUCAGCUCAGCAAAAGCAACAAAACCCUCCAGGCAUUCCAGGAAAAGAAAAAAAUCUUAGGGGAUUUCCAGCAGGAUGACAGAAGAGUCCACAUCUCCUGGAAAGACCAAAAAGCCAUCACAGAGAGCAAAGAUGUCAGCUCAGAUCUUCAGGACACUGGCACCACCAUAGUUCAUGAAGAGAGCAAAGAUGGCAGCUCAGAGCCUCAGAAGGACACCAACACCAUCACAAUCAAUGAAGAUAGCAAAGAUACCAGCUCAGAUCUUCAGAAGGACACUGGCACAAUCACAGCUGGGGAAGAAGGUAACCCUGGCCAAGCCCCCGAACAGGAGCACGGAGCUAAAAAGAAAAAACCCACUGCAACCCAGGGUAAGACCAAGUCUGCCCCAAGCAUGCACAGCGAGUAUGAAAUCCUCCAGGCCCUUCAGGACUUACACGAGCUCCUCGACAUUUUCCUGAAAGUGAACCGUCAUAUUACUGGGGAGAAACAGGGCUGUCCCAUCCUCUAUGAUGUGGACAGAGCCUUCCAAGAAGAUUACAAUAAACUGAAGCUGCAGCUGAAUGCUGUGAAAAACACUGUGUCAGACAUUACGGCUCAGAUGGAAAUGUUGGAAAAGGAGCUCACUGCCAUCACUUGCCCAGUGUAUGAAGAAGCAGGACUGAACCUGGCACCUGAGUUUGGAGAGAUGUGAAGCUAAGACCUCCUAGUUCCAUUUCCCGGAAAGCUUCUCUUCUUGCUCCAGGGAACCCAAUAAAAUCCCAUUAAAGACUGAA
Molecule: messenger RNA, 1473 nt
Organism: Neopsephotus bourkii (Bourke's parrot)
Lineage: Eukaryota; Metazoa; Chordata; Aves; Psittaciformes; Psittacidae
Gene: CBY2
Product: chibby family member 2
Exons: 2
Coding region: 324-1391 (355 amino acids)
Source: RefSeq, a predicted model, not a curated record